Molecule: messenger RNA, 3637 nt
Organism: Centropristis striata (black sea bass)
Lineage: Eukaryota; Metazoa; Chordata; Actinopteri; Perciformes; Serranidae
Product: lysyl oxidase homolog 2A-like
Exons: 14
Coding region: 102-2330 (742 amino acids)
Biological process (GO): peptidyl-lysine oxidation; sprouting angiogenesis
Cellular component (GO): membrane
Molecular function (GO): protein-lysine 6-oxidase activity; copper ion binding
Source: RefSeq, a predicted model, not a curated record
UCAACAUCCCUUCCUCUGCUACAGGCUGGAAACAACAAACUCUGCGUCUCGGAAGGUCUCUUCUGUCACAAUCACUGUCUCUGUCAGCCUCAUCCUGCAUCAUGCUGCGCCCAGUUGCCAUCCACUGUCUCUUGUCCACCUUGUGCAUGUGGUCGCUAUGCAACGGCCAGUCAGACUCUAGCCCUGCUGUAAUCCAGCUACGUCUAGCCGGAGAGAAGCGGAAACACUACGAGGGCCGGGUGGAAGUUUUCUACAAUGGAGAGUGGGGGACGGUGUGCGAUGAUGACUUCUCCAUCUCUGCUGCCCAUGUGGUGUGCAGAGAGCUCGGCUUCUUGGAUGCUGAGUCCUGGGCGCCCUCGGCCAAGUACGGAAAAGGAGAAGGAAGAAUCUGGUUAGACAACGUGCACUGUUCUGGUGGAGAGAAGAGCCUGGCUCAGUGUCACUCCAAUGGCUUUGGAGUGUCGGACUGCAAACAUUCUGAAGAUGUCGGAGUGGUGUGCAACCAGAAGCGCAUUCCAGGCUUCAAAUUCAUCCGUAACGAGGCCAACAACAACGAGGCUGUGACUGUGCAGGUGGAGGAUGUGAGGCUCAGGGCCACUUACUCUCAUAGGAAAAGGAUUCCCAUCACUGAGGGCUUUCUGGAGGUGAAAGACGGAGGCAAGUGGAGACAGAUCUGUAACGAGGAGUGGACAGAGAAGAACAGCAGGGUCAUCUGUGGCAUGUACGGCUUCCCCGGGGAGAAACGAUUCAAUACCCGACCCUACAAAUUGCUGGCAAAUCGUCGUAAGAAGAACUUCUGGGGGUUUUCUGUCAACUGCACAGGCAACGAGGCUGACCUGUCUGACUGUAAGCUGGGCAGGGAGAUAGAGCUGAAGGGCAACAGUACCUGUGAGAAAGGCAUGCCUGUAGUGGUCAGCUGUGUGCCUGGACGCGCCUUUGCUCCCAGCGUCAGCGCCGGCUUCAGGAAGGCCUACAGGGUGGAGCAACCCUUGGUGCGUCUAAGGGGCGGAGCUAUGAUCGGCGAGGGUCGAGUGGAGGUGUUGAAGAACGGGGAGUGGGGGACCGUGUGUGAUGACAACUGGAACAUUCGAGCUGCCACCGUGGUGUGUCGAGAGCUGGGGUUCGGUAGCGCCAAAGAGGCCCUGACUGGCGCGCGACUGGGACAAGGGAUCGGGCCGGUGCACAUGAACGAGGUGGAGUGCUCUGGGUUUGAAAAGUCUCUGACUGAGUGCUACUUCAACCGUGACUCUGUGGGCUGCAGCCAUGAGGAAGACGCAGCGGUCAGGUGUAACGUUCCCGCCAUGGGUUUCAACAAAAGACUUCGGUUAAGUGGUGGUCGUAAUCCCUAUGAGGGCCGUGUGGAGGUCCUGGCGGAGAGGAACGGCUCUAUGGUGUGGGGUGCAGUGUGCAGUGACAGCUGGGGGACCAUGGAGGCCAUGGUGGUGUGCAGACAGCUGGGCCUCGGCUUUGCCAGCCAUGCUUUCCAGGAAACUUGGUACUGGCAAGGGGAUGCUUCAGCUGAGGCAGUCGUGAUGAGCGGAGUGAGAUGUUCAGGAACUGAGCUAACUCUGGAUCAGUGUCUACAUCAUGGGAAACAUGUUCUCUGCCCCAAAGGAGGUGGACGCUUCGCUGCGGGGGUCUCCUGUACCCAGAGUGCCCCAGACCUGGUUCUUAGUGCCCAGGCUGUGGAGCAGACCACCUACUUGGAGGACAGACCCAUGUAUGCGCUGCAGUGUGCCCAUGAGGAGCACUGUCUGUCUAGUAGUGCUGACAACGCCGACCCCAACUCCUAUCGCCGCCUUCUUCGCUUCUCCUCCCAGAUCCACAACAACGGACAGUCAGACUUCAGGCCGCGGGCAGCACACCACUCCUGGGUCUGGCAUGAGUGUCACAGACAUUACCACAGUAUGGAGGUUUUCACCCACUAUGACUUAUUCAGUCUAAACGGCACUAAAGUGGCAGAGGGACACAAAGCCAGCUUCUGUCUGGAGGACACUCACUGUGAUGAAGGUAUCCAGAAGAGGUAUGAAUGUGCAAACUUCGGGGCCCAAGGCAUCACAGUUGGCUGCUGGGAUACCUACAGGCACGACAUUGACUGUCAGUGGAUUGACAUCACAGACCUGAAGCCCGGCGACUACAUCUUCCAGGUUGUGAUAAACCCCAAUUAUGAGGUUGCAGAAUCAGAUUACACCAACAACAUUAUGAAGUGCCGCUCCAGGUACGAUGGACAGCGGAUAUGGACAUACAACUGUAAUAUAGGUGGCUCACGGAGUUCAGAAACAGAGGAAAUGUUCCCUGGAUUGCUGAACAACCAGAUUUCACACAGGUAGACCAAAGAUGGAAGACACAGACGGACGGACAUUAGGGAAGCAUAUGUUAAUAUUUGACAACCACUAGAGGGGCCUGGACGGUUCUGCUUCCUUGGAGCCGUGCUGGGUUGUUGUUGAGCCCUGAGCUCAACAGCUACAACAAACAAUGAACUGCUUGCUUACAAAAUCUAUUACCCACAUUCAGCUGUACAAAAGUGUCCCUAUCUCUUAGUGCCUUUAUUGACAGUGAAAUGUAGGUUUCGACCUGGUGCUAACUGGGGAGAUGUCAGGGAGGGUUAAAGCCAAAUCGCUUCUUUAAGUUGGAAAUAACUUGUGCCGGCUAGGCCAAAAUUCCAAGACUUUGAAAAAGCCUUAAACCAAAAACCAUUAGGUUAGACCUUCACCUUAAUGUUGAUGUUGUUGCUAUACCUGGUGCUAAAAAUGAUCAUGCACUGUUAUGUUUACCACAAAACAAUUUAAUAAAAGAGGGGUGUUUUGUCACGCUUACAGUAUUGACUAGUUAAAGGCUUGAAAAACUGAAAAUAAAUACAGAACAAGAUUAUUAUUACUGUUGAGCAAAAUGGCACAAUCUCCUGUUCUCCUGUAUUUAAUUUUCUAUAAAGGAUGAUCAUCUGUAACCAAAACUGUAAUAUAGGCUACCUAAAGUUGUAUUUCUUUUUUCUGUCAGUGCUCAACAGAAAUCUAUAAGAACAGUUGCUUGGAUCUUUUUCCUACAGUGUUUCUGACAAUCUGUGAAGAUUUUCAGUCAUUAAUUGUCAGAACUAGGUAGGAAUGUGCUUUUAUGUUUUUAUGUUUUAUUUAUUAUUAUUUUUUCUUGUUAGACACACAUGUUCAUCUUCAUCAUCUGUGCAUCCCCUCAGCUUCAGUUUUGUUACAUUACCAUCAGGGACUAUGAGAACAUUGUGGAUGUACUGCUAAAGCCACAAUUGUAUGUGAAAAUGCAUUUUUAAUUGUUUUGUGAAUUAGUUUUUUUAAAUGUAGCAAAUUCAAGAAUCCUUCAUUUUAAAAAGAGUACUUGUUGCCUGCUGCCUGACUGGUUAUAUUUUGUAUGCAAGGAUGAAUGUGGAAAAAGCAUUACAUUUUUGAAAAUAAAUAUUGGUGAAAGCAGAAAUCCAAUUCACAUUAACGUUUUAUAACGGUUAAAAUGGUUUUACUUGUAUUAUUCCAAGUUUAUUGAUCACCCUGGUGUUUUAGUUUGACAAAGAAUGGAAAGGGGAAAUAAUUUAUUUCCAACAACUCCUCAGCAAACACAUGUUCCUGUGUGGAUUUGGAAAAUGCCUUACUGGGGAUUUCCACCGGACGCGUUA